Molecule: messenger RNA, 7491 nt
Organism: Closterium sp. Naga37s-1
Lineage: Eukaryota; Viridiplantae; Streptophyta; Zygnematophyceae; Desmidiales; Closteriaceae
Source: the annotation of a GenBank genome assembly
AUGGCCCGAAACACGCGUAGUGAAUCGAGAUGGUUGCCACGUGUUCCGAUCCUGGCCGCCUCGCUGCUGGCAGCGGGCGCAGGCAGCGCGGCAGGCGGAGCUGGAAGCGCCCCCCGCCCAGUGGGGUUCGGGGGAUACGUGGGCAGUGCGCGGGUGCAGACAGCAGCCGCGGGGGCGGCUGGAGGGGGAAGGGAGAGCGCGGAGGGCGGGGCAGACGGAGGGCGGGAGGGGCAAGGGGGGGCAGCGGAGGCUUCUGCAGGCAGCGGGCCUAAGGAGCUGGUCAUUGGGGCGGACGUGGGCGGCGAGGCAGCGGCGCAUCUGAGGCGGCUGGCGAAGAAAGACGCCACCACCAAGCUGAAGGCGCUGGAAGCGCUUCAGGGGGUGCUGGGCGGCAGCACAGCCGCCCAGAUGCAAGCCAUGCUGCCUGCUUGGGCGUUUGAGUACCGGCGGCUGGUGGUGGACGGCAGCAGGGCUGUGCGCCUCGCCACACACGCCACCAUGACCCUGCUCGUCAAGGCCGUGGGCAAGGGCCUGGCGCCACACCUGAAGCAGGUGAUGGGGCCGUGGUGGGUGGCGCAGUUUGACUCCUCCCGUGAUGUCGCUGCUGCCGCCUCCCUCUCCUUCCAGGUGCGUCACAGGCUUACCAGCUUUCGUCUCCUCCUGCUGCCCACCCUGCUGCCCACCCUGCUGCCCACCCUGCUGCCCAUCCUGCUGCCCAUCCUGCUGCCCAUCCUGCUGCCCAUCCUGCUGCCCAUCCUGCUGCCCAUCCUGCUGCCCAUUCUGGUGCAGCCGCUGUGCACUCCUCAUCCAUACCACACUUGUCACCUCCUUCUUCUCCCCCCCUCCCUCCUCCAGACAGCCUUCCCCACGCCCACACGGCGAGUGGAGGCGCUGGCAUUCGCGGGGGAGGCGGUGGUGGGCGCACUGGCGGAGCUGCUGGCCGCCACCCCGCAGUCGCUGGCUGCUGCCGACCGCUCGCUCAGCGUGGAGGAGGCCAAGCACCGCCUGGACGAGGUGCGAUGCGCUCUGCUGGCGCUGAGGGCGCUCCUGCAAACCCUGCUGCCGCCACGGCCACUCAGAGGGGCUGCUGCUGGCGCUGCGACCGCAGCCUACCACACGUUGCCAGCUGUCCUGCUCUCAUUGGGCCCGCAGGGGCAGGAGCAGGAGGGAGUGGUGACGAGUAGCGGGAGGGGGGGCAACCAGGAGGGAGGGGGGGGCGGAGAGAGGUGGGAAGGUGAAGUGGAGGUGAUGGGGGAAGCGGAGGUGGUGGAGAAGGUGGGGCCAGUGGUGGCAGCAGCCAUGGGGGAGAAGGUAUCCGCAUGCCAUGGCGCCAUGUGGGAGCUGGUUCUGGUGGCAUCACGCACCUGCCCCUCCCUCUGGGCCAACCCUUCCUUUCUUAAAUCCGCUCUGCCGAAGCUCUGGGGUUUUCUCCGAGCCGGGUGUUUAGGCUCGGCAGCGCAGUCGUACCCGUGCCUGCUGCCGCUGCUUUCGGUGUUCUUCCGAGCCAGGCUGCACCAAUCACAGGGCGUGUUGGUGCCUUUUUUUACGAGCCUUUGGCAGGGACGGCUUGUCCACAUGGCGCGGCCUGAUUGGCUGGCGCUGCUGACGUGUGUGAGGGAGUGCUUGGUGCUGAGUGUGGUGCAGCUGAGGCGAGAGGAGGGGAGGGCAGUGGGGGAGGAGGAGGUUGGGGGAGGGGAGCAGAAGGAGGGUGGGAGAGAAGGACAGGUAAUCUACGCUGGAGAACUAGUGAAAGUGGUGUUGUGGGAUUUAUGCUUCCUAGACCUCCUUCCCGAGCCCAGGAACACUGGUUCGGACCUAGGCUCGGAUUCUCAUGGUCCAGAGAAGACAGAGGGCACUGGUGGAAAGGCCGAAGGGGGGAGGGGCGGGGUGGCAGCGGGUGAGAGGAAGGGCGGGAGUGCAUGGCUGGGAGCGGUGGUGGCGUGUGUGGGAGAGACAGUGAGGCAGAUAGUGCAGGUGGAGAGGGGAAAGGGGUGGACGGGGGGCGGAGGAGAGGAGGCGCAAGAGCUGGGGAGGGGUGAGGCGCCAAGAGGGUCUGUUAUGGACGGCUUCUGGUCGUGCGUGGUGGAUGCCGUGCUGUCUGCUGUUGAUGGCCCCACUGCUACUGGUGUGCCUCCUCCUGUUGAUGCUGCCAAGAAGGAGAACACAGGGGAGUGUGAAGUGGCGCUGCUGAGGCGAGCACUGGCAGGGAGCGCUGCUGCUGAUGGUGGUCAUAACACAAGCAAGCGCACUAGCGACGGCAGCACAGUGCAAGCAGUUCUGUCACUGCUGAAGCAGCUCAAGCCGACAGCAGCAGCUGCAGCAGGGCCUGCAGGAGUGGCAUCAGCAGCAGCAGGCGGUGUGAAGGGCAGUGGCGAGCGUAUGGAGUGGGUGGUGCCUGCAGUGGUGUCUCCUCUCAUGCACCGACUGCUGCCCCUCGCGCUGCCCCUCCCCCUCCCGUCCUCUCCCCUCCCCUCUUCAUCCUCCCCCGCUCGCAUGGAAGCGGCAGCAGCCAUGGCGGCGGCACUUGUCGACAUGUUUGGAGCACCAGCCAUCCCGUGCCAGCUGGCGGCGCAUGAUUCGACGGACAGUGCAGCUACCGUGGCUCGCAGUGGCACGACUCCCCUGCAGCUGCUGGACUUGCUGCUGGCAGACACGGAGGUUGGGGCAGGAGAGGGAGCGAGUGGCAGGGCGGAUGGCAGGGCUGUGUUUGUUCUGCAAGUGAAGCUCCUCUCGCACCUCGCCCUGCUCCCUCCGCCACACAGCACCAUCACCACCACCAUCACCACUAACAGCAGCAGUGCAAGCAGCAUAGGUGGAAGCGAAUCAGGGGCAGCAGAAGGCGAGAACUGCCUGUCGCUCAUCGUGCAGCGGCUGUGCACUGCUGCACUCCACCCAGCCAAGCAGAGCGAGGCAGAGGCAGGUGGGGGUCAUGGUGGAGGCUCCUCCUCCCUCAACAUGCCCGCUUGCCUCCUCGCUGCUCUCCUCUCCUCGCUCUCCGCCCCCUCCCCUCCCCUCACCGCCGCGGCCAGCACCGCUCUUGACCGCUUGGCCAUGCACGUGGUUGCAUCCAUGCCGCUGCUGCUCCUCCCCUCCUCCCAAUGGCUCCUCCGAACGCUCCUCUCUCCGCCUCCUGCUGCUCCCACGCCCCUCUCUGUCCCCUCCUCGCGUUCCUGGCUGUCGCCCUCCUGCCUUGCCUCGGUCUAUGCCUCUCUGCAUUCGCACCUGCUUUCUUCCCUCCUCGUGCUCUCCUCCUCUCCGUCCCUCCACACUCUCGGUCUCAUGCUACAGCCACUGCUGCUGCUGGUGAGGCGAGAGGGAGGUGUGGGGGGAGAAGGGGUGGAAGUAGGAGCAUUGGAAAAGCCAGACUCAGAAGGAGGAGGUGAGGGGGAUGCCACAUCAGCACAGGCCGAGCUGGCAGCAUGCCUGGACGUCCUGGAGCCCCUGUGGCUCGCCUCUCAUGUGUCUGCCAGCAGCGCAGGCUCUGCUGCGCUGUCGCGUGGUGAUUUGCUGGCGGUGGUUGCUGCUUGCUCGUCUUACCUUGUAAGCUGGUGCCUGGGGGAAGGGGAGGCAGACAAGGGAGAACAGGCAGGGAGUGAGGAGGAGAGUGACGAUGAGGAGGAGGAAACGAAGGAGGAUGGGGACGAGGAGGGGGAGGGAGAGGAGGGGUUGGAGUUGGAAGAAGAAGAGGAGGGGGGAGGAGGAGGGGCAUCAGGGGAAGGGUACAUGGAAAAGGUUCUGGGAGGGGGUGGAGCAGCAGUGGCGGUAGGAGCAGCAGGAGCAGCAUGGGGUGCAGCAGGGGUUGAAACGGGUGUGGGGGCAGGUGGGACAGGCGCUGGAGAAGGGAGUGAGACUGCACGGCUCGCAUCCGUGGGUGCUCACAUGGCAGGGCCUGUGGUGGUAACUGUGUUACCAGCUCUGCUUUCUGCAGCUAACCAAUGGGUCUCGCUCCUCUCACACCCUCCAUCUACCAGUCACUCCACCACCACUGAUUGCACUACCACCACUCACACCACCCAUGCGCCAUCAGCCACCCUCACUAACCCUAUGCCAGUAGCUACCCUCACUGCACGCCUGCUCACUCGCUCUCUUGCCACUGCUGCUGCUUCUCCUCUCUCCCACUGCCGCCCACACCUCUGUGCGCGCUGGGCGGCGGAUCUUGUCCGUUUCUUCCAGCUGCAAGGCGGGAAGGAGGCGGCGGAGAGGCGUGUGAUUGGGUGGAUUCUGGCCGAUCUCGAGUUGAUGGGUGGAGGGGAGCAAAAAUGGCCUCGAUUUGUGGGUCACUUUCCUGACUCUUCUGUCACGGCUGGUUCUCGUGACAGUGCGGGCGGCGGGCGGGCGGCACUGGCGGUUGAACUGAUGUGCGCCUGGCAAGAGGAACACUCUCUGCGCCACCACCAUCACUCCACCGUCACGCCACAUGGCGGCCUCUCAUUGGGCGGGCUUGACGGCGAUGGCCUUGGGAUUGGGCCAGCAGUGGUGGCGGAGCUGAUGGUGGGGGCAGCACGGCAGGUGGGGGAGAAGGAGGCGGAGGUACAACAAAGUGUGGAGGGAGGGGCAGAGGCGGGAGCAGGAGUGGGAGGAGCAGUAGAGGGCAGAGCGGAGGGAAGGCUUGUGAGCGAGGUGGUGAGUGUGUUGGUGCAACUGGCGUCCCAGGAAAUCGACCCUGCUCGUGCCAGUGCUGCCACCGCCACUGCCACACAUGCAUCAUUGGCUCUCAAGGCACUCUGCGGGCUUCUCAGAAGGUUCCUUGCAGCAGGGGCGUGGGGCCCACGGCAGGCAUGGCAGGUGGUGCAGCAGCAGGUGGCAGCACUGAAGGAUGAGAGAGAGGGCCGUGGCAACUCUUCCCAUGGAAAUGCCGGGAGUGGGGGAGGGCGUGGGAGAGUGCGAGUGGUGGCAGAGGUGGUGGGGAUACUGAUGCCUGUGGUGCGGUGGGGCGGGCAGGCAGGGGGGCGAGCCGAGGCAGCAGGGGGAGGUGCAGCAGCGGGUGGGGAAGGAGGAUGGAGAGGGGCGUUGGAGCAGCAGGUGGAUGAGGAGGUGGUGUGGUGGGUGCAGCGAGCCAAUGAGGCGAUGCCACUUGUCGCAUGUGUGGAGCAGCAGAGUGCAGAGGCAAGAGACUCGCUCGCUCUCCACGCCCUCGCCUUGGCGCUCUUCCCCAUGCCACCAUCAUCUGGCAGCGUGGGGCCCGGGGAGACGAGCAGUGCUCUGAGCAGUGGUAAGAUGAGGCAUGCUGGGGGUGUGAGUGCGGACGUGGGAGGGGGGGACGAGUUGGAUGAUCUAGACGAGCUUGAUGAAUUGGAUGAGCUGGAUGAGGAUGGCGGCGGUGAUGCAGGUGGCAGUGAUGACGUGCCAUUUGACGAGCUUGAUGAGCUGAACGAGGAGGAGGAGCAGAGCGGUGGGAGGGAUGGAAGGCCGGCGCAGGUGCAGAGCAGUGCCAGUGGUGCAACCAGUAACAGGGAGGCAUUGCAGCAGCAGCAGGUGGGGGUCGAGGAAGCAUGGGAGAGCACACAGGAGAGCAGGGAGGAGUGGGUGGCGCACGUGAAUUGCUGCCUCCUCGCCCUCGCCAGCUCAGCAGUGGCGUACAGCUGGCAGGAGAUGGCGGAAGCUGACGUGGCGUUUGUGGGCGGCAGGCUGCGGCGGGCGCUGGCAGCAGCAGCCAUGGCGUUUGAGGAGCUGGUGGAGGGCAUGGGGGAGGGGGUGGGGGAGGAAGAGGAUGGGAAUAGGAGAAAAUCAGGAAAGAGGCAAGCAGGGGAGGGGCAGGCAGGGGAUGAGCAGGGGAGGGUGAGUGGCAUGGCACGGCGGCUGGAGGCCAUGCCGUUGGACGUGGCAGGUGCUGCCCUCUCACUGCUCUCCAUGCUGCUCGCCCUCCACUCCCACGCCUCUGCUGCCUCCGCUGCCACCAGCAGCAUCUUCUCACUCUGGUCGUCAGCCGCUGCAUCGGCGUCCCCCUCCUCGCUCUGGUCAUCAGAGGCAUGUGCAGCGGUGGUACGGCAGGGGUCAGAGCACGCCUUGCGCAUCUUCAUUGCUACAGGCCUAGCAGACGCGGCUGUCCCUCACAGCACCGUCGCCAGCAGUGCAGCCAGCAGCGUUCAGAGCAGCCAGCCCAUGACAGCCUGGCGCCUGCAGCAUCCACUCUUCUUCCGCCAGCUGUCGCACGCAGUGCUUGCCGCUCCCCCUCGGGCGGUGGAAGCAGCGGUGCGGGCAGCGGAGAUCUGGGGGGCGGGGCGAGGGCCAAUUGCAGGGCUGUAUGCGCUCAUGUGCGGCCCGUCGCCAGGUGGCAGCGUGCGAUUGGCUGCAUUCUGGUGUCUUUCUAGGGAGCAGGUAUUGCCUGCUGCUGUGGGGGCAGCGGUGGUGAGGGGCGGAGGAGACGGGGAGACACAUGGAGAGCCAGUUGGUGAUGGCGUCAGACCUGAGCUGGCUCACAUUCUGCAGCCAGCCAAUCGGAAGGAGUUGCUGACGUCAGCUCUGACGUCAUCGCAGCGGGUGCGGUACUACCUGGCAGCUUGUCUUGUGCUGCACCGCAUCCAAUCCCUCCCCACCUCACCCCCAUCCCCACCUCCCUCCACCGCAACCGCCUCUGCCGCAUCGCCAUCCUCCCCUCGUGACCGCCUCAUCUCUUUCAUCCUAGCCACUCCCACUCUCACUCUCCUCCUCGACCUCGUCUCUCAAAACCUCCUCCUCGCCCCCUCUCCCUCACACUCCUCCGCCUCUGCACGUCGCCUCAUCCAUCUCAACCCCUCAGGACCCCUCCCCCCUGCGGUAGCCCAAGCUGGGGACUUUGCCACACGUGCAGUUGCCCAGGCCUCGCCUCUGGACGUCGCACUGGAAGUUUUAACCCUGUCCGGGGCAGGCAAAUUAUCGGUGCCACGCAUGCGCAGCCUGGCAGCAGCGGUGUUUGGGGCAGCGCUGCGAGUGGUGCCAGGGGGGGUGAGGCGGUGGUAUGCGGAUGUGAGGGAGAAGGGAGUGCGGCGGGGCAUGGACAUCUUCACUGCCCGAUACUGCAGCGCUCACAUGAUCUCCCUCGAACUCGCCCAGGCGCAGAAGGCGGGCGGCAGCAAGGAGGACCUGACGGUGCGCACACGGCGGUCAGCACGCGAGGUGUGGGCGGCGUACUGCAAGGACGAGGCCAAGCUGGAGCUUGUCAUCAAGCUGCCCGAAAGCUACCCGCUGCGAGGGGCAGCUGUCGAAAGUUCCAAAGGGGCAGGCGUGAAAGAGGCCGAGAUGCGCAAGUGGCUGUUGGCUGCUAACUCGUUCCUGCUGCUGGGAGGGGGGUCGGUGGCAGAUGCGGUGGUGCAGUGGUGCGAGUGUGCAGAGAAGAAGUUUGAAGGGGUUGAGGAUUGCCCCAUCUGCUACAGUGUCAUCCACUCGUCCAAUGGCAGCCUGCCACGUCUGCAGUGCCGCACGUGCAAGCACAAGUUCCACCCCGAGUGUCUGUACCAGUGGUUCCAAACCUCCCACAAGUCCACCUGCCCGCUCUGCCAGACAUCCUUCUAG